Mobula hypostoma (lesser devil ray) is the source of this 991-nucleotide messenger RNA. RefSeq names its product carbonic anhydrase 14-like. Gene Ontology annotation, biological process: one-carbon metabolic process. Gene Ontology annotation, cellular component: plasma membrane. Gene Ontology annotation, molecular function: carbonate dehydratase activity; zinc ion binding. The transcript has 9 exons. Bases 1 to 942 code for a protein of 313 amino acids. The record is from RefSeq and is a predicted model, not a curated record. Lineage: Eukaryota; Metazoa; Chordata; Chondrichthyes; Myliobatiformes; Myliobatidae.
AUGCAGCCAGUGGCUGGAACAGUAAUACCCAGCUGUCUCCUUCUACUGCUGUUCCUUACAACAGCACAGACAGUGAACAGAGCUUCCCACUGGGAAUAUGACGGUCCCCUGGGAGUCAAACACUGGCAGGAAGAGUUUGUGUACUGCGGCAAGGAAGCGCAGUCCCCCAUCAACAUCCAGACGCUGAACACCCAGUAUGACCGCUCGCUGAAAACCGUUCGGUUAAGCGGUUACAGUGACCCGUCGUGCGACGCCCUCACCCUCUCCAACAAUGGCCACACAGUGCAGAUGGACCUCCCAUCCACCAUGUACAUCAGCAGCUUGCCCCACAAGUACCGGGCCGCACAGCUACACUUCCACUGGGGGAGCCUGGUGUGGCCCAGUGGAUCGGAGCACCUCAUUGACGGCGAGAGGGCACCUGCCGAGAUGCACAUAGUUCAUUACAACUCAGAGAAAUAUCAGAACGUGUUAGAGGCCAUGAGGAAGGCAGACGGGCUGGUGGUCCUGGGAGUUCUGCUGGAGGUUGGGAAAUUUAAAAAUCCAGCUUAUGAAAAUAUCCUGCGUCACUUGGAAUCGAUCCCAUUUGCAGGUCAGGAGGUGGAGAUUCCAUCCUUUGAUAUCUGGUCCCUGCUCCCUAAACGGCUGGACCAAUACUUCACCUACCGAGGCUCUCUGACCACACCACCCUGCUACCAGAGUGUCCGCUGGAUUAUAUUCCACCAGCGGGUUCCAUUAUCCCUUUCCCAGUUCAAGACCCUGAGGACUGGGCUGUUCCGCACGCCAAAUGACACUGUGCAAACUCUGCCAUUGGUCAAUAACUUCAGAGAGGCCCAGCCAGUCGGGAACCGGCCAGUCAAGGCCUCGUUCCCUGUGGGUUGGGCCAUCGCCUUUCGGAAGGCAGUCCAAAAACUUCUGAAGAUGCUGUCGCUGAAACUGCACUGAGUGUCGGGCUCUCCCCCAGUGGGAGCGCUCCCCGAUUGCUCUGAAGAUG